This is a messenger RNA of Cryptomeria japonica (Japanese cedar), 2118 nucleotides long. RefSeq names its product amino acid transporter AVT1I. NCBI's taxonomy places the organism in Eukaryota, Viridiplantae, Streptophyta, Pinopsida, Cupressales, Cupressaceae. The transcript has 4 exons. Bases 415 to 2028 code for a protein of 537 amino acids. The record is from RefSeq and is a predicted model, not a curated record. Gene Ontology annotation, cellular component: plasma membrane.
AAGAGUGAAGAGAUUGGGGAAGAAGCCCAUUAAGUCCGUGUAGACUUCCAUUCCUUCACGACCUUCUUAGAUUUCAAAAAAUAAACAAUCAGAUUUUCAAGUUUUCUAUAUUUUUUUUACUUCAAAUUUACUCGCAAAGAUCCGCUUGAGACAAUUUCGGAGCCAAGUUUGGAAAAAGAUUUGAAGAUAAAUGUGAGUUGUAAUUUGUGGAUGAAAAAAAUUUGAUGGGCAUUCGGUGAGAAAGAUUUCACAAGAUUUGACGGGCUUGUACAAUUGGGACUGGGUUGAAACUUGUGGGGGAGCAAGAUAUGAUGGGCUUGCUUUGUGGGUGAUACAAAUUUGACGGAAUUUGGGUGUCUUCUGCUUUGAUUUUUGGUAUUGUACAUUGAAAGUUUCUUCAGGUCACUGGGGAGGAUGAUGGAUCAGGAUGACCAUGUGGAAGGCGGGUCAGAUGGAGGAGAGUCUGAUUAUGUUAAUGUAAAAGUAGAGACAGAUUGUGAUUGUAGUGGUGGAUCCCUAACCUCUUUGCCUAUACCAUUGUCAGGAUGGCCACAGACGUUUGCAAGGUCAAUGGACAUCUAUGCAAGCUCGCCAUCGUUGCAUGGGAUGGGGCCUUUGGGAAGCUCUGGUUUAGAACAGGACACUUUGCUCUGUUCUUCAAAUCACCAAAACCAGGAGGAAGCUGAGGCUGUUUCGCCAUUGGACGAUUCAAAUGUGUAUUUAAAGGAGCCUCUUUUGAGUCAAAGUCGGACAAAUUUAGAGGAAUGUUGUGAGAAAGAGAAAGAGUAUUGGGGGAGUGGUGCUUCUCUGACUAUUCAGAAUUCAGGGCAUGGAAACUCUGAGGGCAGUUCUUUCAUCCGGGCUUCUGUCAAUGGCAUGAAUGUUCUUGCAGGUGUUGGGAUUCUGUCUACACCAUAUGCACUUUUCAAUGGAGGCUGGAUGGGAAUUAGCAUUCUUUUUCUUUUUGCCUUGAUUUGUUGCUACACUGGAAUUCUUCUUAAGCGUUGCAUGGAUGUGAAUACACAAAUUCAAAGCUAUCCAGACAUAGGACACACAGCUUUCGGGCAGACUGGAAGAAUCGUUGUAUCCAUAGUGCUGUAUUUGGAACUUUAUUCUGUGGCUGUGGAGUUUCUGAUACUAGAGGGGGAUAAUUUGGCUCAGCUUUUCCCCAAAAUGGCUAUGAAUAUAGCAGGAAAAAGCUUAAAUGCACAUCAGUCAUUUGUUCUCUUUGCAGCUCUGGUUAUUUUACCUACAAUAUGGUUACGCGAUCUGAGUCUGCUAUCAUAUAUCUCAGCAGGUGGUGUUGUUGCAUCUGUUGUUGUAGUUCUAUCAGUAGCUUGGGUUGGUGCGUUCGAUGGGGUUGGAUUUCACUAUAGUGGCAGUUUGUGGAAUCCCAGCGGAUUGCCUACUGUUAUUGGUUUAUAUGCUUUCUGUUAUUGUGGCCAUGCUGUGUUUCCCAACAUCUACUCCUCAAUGAAAGACCGUCGACAGUUUUCUUCAGUGCUGAUAUUGUGCUUUAUAGUUUGCACAUUUAUAUAUGCGAGCAUUGCAGUGCUGGGAUAUCUAAUGUUUGGCAAUGAGUUGUUAUCACAAGUAACAUUGAACCUCCCAAGAGAAAAAUUGGCCUCAAAAGUAGCAAUCUGUACAACAUUGAUUAAUCCAUUUGCUAAAUAUGCAUUAACUCUUACUCCAUUGUCUUUGGCCUUGGAAGAGUUAUUACCUCCAUCAAAUACCUCAUCAAAAACAACACUUUUACUAUGGAGCUCAUGUAUCAGAACCUUACUACUGGCUAGUACAGUUGUUGUAGCACUUGUAGUACCACUUUUCGGUUACCUAAUGGCAUUGAUUGGCUCUUCAUUGAGCUGUUUAGUUUCUUUUAUUCUUCCAUGCUUAUGCUACUUGAAAAUUUUUGGGGCACGCAUUUCUAGGUCUGAGAUGAUACUUAUUUAUAUCAUCCUGGUUGUGGGCAUCACAACAGCUGUUGUAGGAACCUACUCUUCAGUGAAAAAUAUUGCAGAUAAUAUAUAAUCAUCUUACAACUCUUUCUAUAGUGUUGAGGCACUAACUUUGAUCUUAUUCAAUGAGAAUAUGAGGUUUUGGCCGUGAUAUGGAUUCAAG